ACCGCACCCAAAGCCAAGGAGCCGGCCUCUUCUUCGUUCUCGACCAGAGCGGAGCAGGAUUGCAAGAGCAAGCCAAGGCCGCAGAAGGAGCAGAGCAGAGAGGCGCGCGCGAUGGCCGUCGGGUUCCGUCGGACGCUCACCUCGCUGGCGUCGCCCAAGUCGGUGGCGCCGUCGUUCCUGCUGGACUGCGCGCGGCCCAAGAAGCUGUCGUACGCGCGGGUGCGGUCCACCAGCCUCCCCGUGCGCCUGCACCCGCUGGCGGCCGCGCUGCACGACGCGGCGCGCGGGCUGCUGGCGUGGGCGGACGCGCCCGCGCAGACGGGGCCCGCGUGGGUCGCCGACGGCGCCGGCCGGGCCGGGCGCGUCCUGGCGGGGCUCGCGGACCUGCUCCACCACCCGCAGGCGCGCGACGCGCUCCGGCGGCACCCUUGGACGGAGCAGCUCCUCGACGACCUCCUCCUCCUCGCGGACCUCCACGGGAGCUUCCGCGAGUCGCUCGUCGCGCUCAGGCAGCUCCUCGCCGAGACGCACGCCGCGCUGCGCCGGCGCGACGCGAGCCGCCUGGGCGCAGCGCUGCGGGCGCAGCGGCGGUCCGCGCGGGAGGUGUCCCGCCUGGCGUCCGCCGCGCGGGACCUCUCCCACCGCGCGGCGCCCGACGACGAGGCCGACGAGGCCACGCUCGCCGACGCCUUCGCGGCCGCGACGGCCGCCGUGUCCGCCGCCUCGUCCGCGGUCUUCGCCGGGGUGUCGACCGCGUCCGCGGAGUCCGCCUCCAGCGCCGCGCCGUCCCCGAGGACGCCGACGCCCUACUCCCCGGCCCGCGCGCCCGCCAGCCCGAUGUGGCUGGUGACCGACCUGCUCCGGCGGCGCCGGACCGUGUCGUUCGAGGACUCGUGCAACGAGGACGAGGAGGAGCGGAAGGUGGCCAUGGGCAGGGUGCGCGGGCUCGAGGAGUGCGUCGACGCCGCCGAGGCCGGCUGCGAGGAGCUGUACCGCGCGCUCGUGAGCGCCAGGGUCUCCCUGCUCAACCUGCUCACGCCCACGUUCUGACGCCCUCUAGUAGCUUCUCCCUCGUGAAAAUUCUCGAGGGAUCAACGACCAGGAUUCCAUUUUGGUUCGUUCGUUUGCGGUGGUGUGUAAAUGAUGUAAAUACUCCGGAUUGUAAAGCGAGAGGAGUUCCAAU
Messenger RNA from Panicum hallii, 1183 nucleotides. RefSeq lists its product as uncharacterized. The transcript has a single exon. Bases 112 to 1050 code for a protein of 312 amino acids. Gene Ontology annotation, biological process: shoot system development; root development. The record is from RefSeq and is a predicted model, not a curated record. Lineage: Eukaryota; Viridiplantae; Streptophyta; Magnoliopsida; Poales; Poaceae.